This is a messenger RNA of Manihot esculenta (cassava), 828 nucleotides long. Its product is annotated as classical arabinogalactan protein 9-like. The record is from RefSeq and is a predicted model, not a curated record. The coding region runs from base 1 to 828 and encodes 275 amino acids. NCBI's taxonomy places the organism in Eukaryota, Viridiplantae, Streptophyta, Magnoliopsida, Malpighiales, Euphorbiaceae. The transcript is spliced from 3 exons.
AUGGUCCAAAUUAAGAUGAAGGCCACCGGCGGACCGUUCAUGUGGAAGAAACUAGGGUUGCCGAAACCCAUCCCCUAUGACAGUGACGAUGAAACGUGGGACACCACUCCACCAGCCACCACCAGCACCGAAACGCCACCGGCUACUGAACCAGCGACCGGACGCACCGACUCACCGGCCGUCCAGACAUAUCGCCGGCAAAGAACGCCGCCACCACCAUCCACAAUAGCCCCAACGGCAAACCCUUCCGGCGCAAUGCUAUCUGAAGCAACCACUUCCUCCGGCCACGGCCAGAAACGGCCAAGAACACAGUCGCCACCUCCACCGCCGAGAUCAGAGCCAGAGCCAGAACCCACCAUUGCCAUACAUUCCGCAGGACACAAAGAAAGUGGUACGCCCAGAAAUUUCACCACCAAUAUGCCUUGCGAUGUGCCCACUGAUGCGCCCACGGACUUCACAAGUGAUAUGCCCAGCGAUGUGCCCACUGAUACACUCAGUGAUAUGCCCAGUAAUCUGCCCAGCGAUUUGCCCAAGCCAGCAUACCCAGAUCACAUCGUUCAGGCCCUAACAUUCAACAAAAUUUCUGAGCGCACCAGGCUGAUUAAAAUUUCAUCUCUACCUUAUCACCCAGGUAAGUCGAUCCACCAUGGCACCCUUGGAGCACUGAGACUCCAUUCCCAGGAAUUCGGCAUUGCCAUGGGCUGUGAAUGCCCUCAGUCCACCUGGGACUUCCCUGCUGAGUUUGAUCCAAGCUCUGUGUACUUGGAAUUAAGCGAUAAUCCACCAAACUCAUACUCACCCACCAGGUCUAGUAACACCACGCCAUAA